Messenger RNA from Cylicocyclus nassatus, 393 nucleotides. The record is from the annotation of a GenBank genome assembly. Lineage: Eukaryota; Metazoa; Nematoda; Chromadorea; Rhabditida; Strongylidae.
AUGUACGGCGCCUUUUGUGUGAUUUUUUCUCUCUCGGUGACUUUGACCAAUUCGCUUGAAUGCUACAUUGGGUAUUCCGUUUUGAAAGGUUCAACAGUGGGAGAAAAGACAAAAAUAUGUGAGAAGGAGACUGAUUUUUGUUAUAAUGCUACCGCAGAGGUCACUUCGUUCAGCACGAUACAAAAGGCCGGUUGCAACACGCUUGUGUGCCAGUUCAAUGAAGACAAAUGUUUUAAACGCAAUAUCACCGGCAUACCAAUGACGUUUUGUUGUUGCAAAGAUAGAGACCUAUGUAAUCGUGGAAACGAGCCAGUAAGUUCAAAGUUCGGUACUUCAAAUUUUUGCCUCGUCGAACUGUUCGACUACGUUCGUUUACUACGUUCGUUUGACUGA